GGAUUAUUAAAGUGCUGUACGCGUAGGCUUGCUUAAAAGGCUUCUUCCUCCACAGAUAAACACUUGCUGAGGUCAUUGGAGAGAACCUUCAUCGGACGACAUCAUCACAAAUUGUAGCGAAUAUGAUACUCAGAUCCAUUAUUAGCCGGACCGCUUCUUUAGGAGUGAGGGAGAGAGCCCUCUUGCAAGUGAGUCAGAGGAGGAUACCGAACGUGUCCACCGGACGAUGCUUGCAACACCUUCAACAAGUAAGACUGCCUCUUGCAAACAGCUUUUCCACUUCGACUGUUCAUCACAAUCAAGCACAAAAGCAAUGCUCCAGCUGCGGCACAACACUGCCACUCAAUACACUGUCUUGCACUUCAUGCUCAACUCUACAGCCUCUACCGUCUGAAUUGAACGCAUACGAACUAUUAGGAUUACAAGACGAUCAAAUUGCAAAUAAUGGAUGGGAUGUUGAUUUGAACGAAUUAAAGUCUAUCUGGCGUAAAAGAAUGGCAUUAAGUCAUCCAGACAGAAUGGGAACGAAAAGUGAAAAAGAACAACAAAUUGCCGCUCAACAAUCCGCAAUGAUCAAUAAAGCUUAUGAAACUUUACGUGAACCACUUCAAAGGGCACAUCUUUUAUUGGAAAAAUUUCAAUCUUCCAUACCGUCAGAAGCAGAAUCGCUUGAAGAUCCAGAAGUACUGAUGGAAGUUAUGGAACUGAGAGAAGAACUGGAAGAAGCAAGCACGGAAGAAGAAGCCGCUCAAGUUAGAGCAAGAAAUAAAGAACGACUCGAUGCCACAGUUAAUCUUUUGAGAGAAGCUUUCUCGCAGCAGCCACCAGACACAGAAACAGCUCGUUCAGCCGCUGUCGGAUUACGGUACUGGAACAACAUCGAAAAAGCUGCUCGCGAAUGGCAACCGGGAAAACGUGUUGAACUACAACAUUAAGCUUGCUAACUGAUAGAAUGAUUCUUAUUGACUAGUGUACAAAAUUGCAAUAUCUGAUUGAAGAUUAUCUUCAUUCCUCGUCCUCUAAUCGUUCCUCCUCUUCUCUACACAUCUUGUAGAUCCGUCUUCUGCGUGCUUCAACACUUUCUGCUCGGCUUGCAACGUCGAAGAGCUCAGAGAAAACCUGAGAGCGUAAUUCGGUUGCACUUGCAUUGGCUCUUUUGAAGAUGUUGGGAUAUUCGCAUUGGGAUCCGCCAUCUGUACUUCUUUUCUGACGUUUGCUAGCCCGAUCAACGUUGUUCCUUGCAUUCUGCUCAGUUUCUGACACUAAGCAGUCAUCCAGAUAUGGAACAAUGACAGCUUUGAGCAUUCGGUCGAAAUGUUGAGAAGCAUGACAAGCGGCA
Meira miltonrushii is the source of this 1339-nucleotide messenger RNA. Its product is annotated as Co-chaperone Hsc20. Lineage: Eukaryota; Fungi; Basidiomycota; Exobasidiomycetes; Exobasidiales; Brachybasidiaceae. Gene Ontology annotation, cellular component: mitochondrion. The record is from RefSeq and is a predicted model, not a curated record. Bases 123 to 935 code for a protein of 270 amino acids. The transcript has 2 exons. Gene Ontology annotation, molecular function: protein-folding chaperone binding; ATPase activator activity. Gene Ontology annotation, biological process: [2Fe-2S] cluster assembly; protein complex oligomerization.